Naegleria fowleri is the source of this 450-nucleotide messenger RNA. RefSeq lists its product as uncharacterized. The record is from RefSeq and is a predicted model, not a curated record. The transcript has 3 exons. The coding region runs from base 1 to 450 and encodes 149 amino acids. NCBI's taxonomy places the organism in Eukaryota, Heterolobosea, Eutetramitea, Acrasida, Naegleriidae.
AUGUCAUCUUCAAACACCACCACAACAACAUCCACACCAUCAUCGGAUCAAUCCAAAACUGAAAUUGAAUUUGAAGUGGUUCAGACUGGAAUUUAUGGACAAAAGGAUUUCAGAGAUGCAAUAUUGUUGCAAUCGGCCAAGGAUUGUCCAAGUGUUGGAAUCAAGAAGGAAGUAGAAACUCAUACCUCUUUUGAUAAUCAUGUAUUAAUCUAUGUUUCUUCUGGAAACAAACCCACUGGUGGCUACUCAUGCGUGAUCAAAAAGGUUCAAUUCGACCCUGAGAAGAAUACCCUCAUCAUUCAUGCCAAGGAUGCUGAGCCCAAAGAUUCGUUUGCGACCAUGGCGCUGACUGUGCCGUUCUCUGUGAUACGAAUCAAGAGAUUGGACAAACCUUACGAAAAGGUGAAAGUAAGAUGGUUGACGAAGAAGAAGAGCAAGGAGGAACAAUAG